CAAUGAGUAUUUCUCAGGAGGUGCCAAACGAUUUGGUUGUGGAUGAAGUAUCUUAUGAAGUGAAGAAUGUUUGUGAUUUGAUGAAUGCUGUGUUUUUCGAAGCGGUUGUUUGUGAAAUUCGGAGAUUAUUGAAGGAGAAAUGUCCGAUUAUCCGAGUCAGAGGAGACACGACUGUAUUAUGUUGUCAGACGAGGAGAGAUGGUUACUGCAUGGUUUGGGAGCAGUGGAGCGUGUGA
Messenger RNA from Paramuricea clavata, 236 nucleotides. The record is from the annotation of a GenBank genome assembly. NCBI's taxonomy places the organism in Eukaryota, Metazoa, Cnidaria, Anthozoa, Malacalcyonacea, Plexauridae.